GGUCGCUUUGAUUACAACGGCGCUGGCAUCCAACACCCACACCACCAAGAAGACCCACAGUGUUUAACUGGCUGAUCGCAAGUCCGUUUCCUCAGCUAGUUUUCUUCGACACGCACAUAAAAAAAUGGCGUUCCCGCGCGGGAUGUUGCUGGCCAUGCUGCUGGCCAUGGGGGCAGUGAUCGGAGCCAAGAGCGAGACGGACCUGGAGAAAAAGGUAGCGGACGUCAUCGGGGGCUUCAAGGAGAUGAUGCCCGCAGGAAGAGCGGACAUCGGCAUCCCUGUGCUGGACCCGGCUGUUAUCAAGACAGUCAACGUCAACAUCAAGGUUUCUCCAUUUAACGCCAAAUGCAUCGCAAGCAACGUCAGCGUGGCCGGCGCCUCGGACUUCACGAUCACAAAGAUCUCGCAGAUUGAGGGCACAAACAAGGUGUCCGUCGGGUUGGAGAUCGCCGAAGUGAAUGCCAAUGGUCAAUAUGAUCUCAAGGGCAAGGUUAAGGUCGGCUUCAUCAACGUGAAACUCAACAGUCAGGGACCCCUAAGGGUCAACCUCAAGGGCCUCAAGGGUGAAGGCACGGCCGACCUGAUCGUAGGGGAUGACGGGUCCCUUAGCCUUAACAGCCUUCAGAUCAACGAAUGGAGCUACAAGAAAGUUGAGAUCACGCUGGGGAAUCUGGCCGGCGGCGGUGUCAUUGGAAAGACAGUCAAUAAGCUCAUCAACACGCUCGUGCCCACUGUCAUUAAGUCAAACCGCAACAAGAUCAACGCCCUCCUGGAGUCGAAGGGCAAGCUGUACAUCAAUAAGUACUUAAACGCCAUCAACGGCAAGCCACAGCUGGUACAUGCCCACCUUCCCGCGGUCCUUGAAGUGAAUGAGAACGACUGGGACGUCUCUGACGAGGCCAGGGAAAUACUGCACAGGCUCGCAUUGACUAUUGCUGGCUCUAACUCGAAAACAAAGUCCUCCUCCUUAGUCGACAGAGUGUUGCAGCUCCUCGAAGAUUUCCGCACUAUGAUGCCCAACGGCCGGUCAGACAUCAAUAUCCCGGUGCUAGAUCCAGCCGUCAUUCACCGGAUGCCCGUGGACGUCAAGCUAUCACCCUUCGACUUUUCUGCCGUGGCUAGCGAGGUGGCCGUGUCUGGAGUUUCUGCAUUCAUUAUUAACAAAAUGGAGCAGAUCGAGGGCACCAACCAACUAUCGGUGUCCAUCGAGGUGCCGGAGGUGGACGUCGACGGCCAGUACGAGAUCAAUGGCAAGGUUACCAUCGGGUUCUUCGACGUAAACCUCAGCGGAGGCAAGGGGCCCGUUACAUUAAAGAUGAAGGGCUUCAAGGGAACGGCCACAGCCGAUAUGAUCGUCAAUGCCGACGGAACACUGAACCUUAAUUGGAUUCGAUUUGACACCUGGAAAUUCGACGAAAUUAAGGCCGAACUCGGGAACGUAUUUAUGGCUAAAUAUGUCAACCCACUCAUCAACAAGCUCAUCCCUUUGUUCUUGGAGGUGAAUCGCGGCUGGAUCAAUAACUGGGGCACUAACGUCGCCAAGACAGUGGUGAACCGGUACUUGGACGACAUAGCAGGCAAGACCGUCGUGUCGGUGACCAACUUUGCACCCGUCGUUGACCCCAUCGAUGUCAUCGUUCUGUCCCCCGAGGUCCAAGCGAUUCUGGAUCAACUGGCCAUCACCUUGGCCGCUCAGCCCAGGCUAGCCUAGUCCAAUGCAACGAUAGAACGGUCACCAAGUACAAACCACUACGUUCGUAGUUUAGGAGAUUUGAAAGUAAAUACAGCAAAGUGUCACGGAUAAA
Molecule: messenger RNA, 1805 nt
Organism: Frankliniella occidentalis (western flower thrips)
Lineage: Eukaryota; Metazoa; Arthropoda; Insecta; Thysanoptera; Thripidae
Exons: 10
Coding region: 125-1711 (528 amino acids)
Source: RefSeq, a predicted model, not a curated record